UGACAAUGAUGAUAAUGCCACUUGGGCUGCCAUGGGGGGUGCUGGGCCUUGCAUUCAUCUGCUGCCUGCUCCCCGCCCGAGGCGUCACGGCCGGGUCUUCCUUCGCCUUUGACGUGUACGGAGGCCAAGAGGAGUGCUUUCGCGAAGACAUCGUGCUGCGGUCGUUGCACAGCGACCUGUUUCUCCACUUUGAGCUGCUCGAGCCACGCGGCCCCGCUGACGCUCUCCACGUGAAGCUCCUAUCCCCGUCGGGUGUGCCCGUCACGACUUGGGCACACGCCACAGCCAACAACACGUCGUUACAACUGCGUGAAUCGGGCCUCUACUCGCUCUGCUUUACAUCCACCCCUGGAUCAAAGGCGCAUCAACGUGUGCUGUACGUCGCGGACGUCGUGUCCUACGGCACCCGCUCCUUGACGCGAGAUCCAACGGUGGUGGCCACGCUGCAUCAGCAAACACCCGACGAACCGUCUCCGUCCACGCUCACCUUGGCCACCGAACGCGGCGUCCCAGUCUCCAUGGGAGUCGUCGAGUACUCGUUUGCUGGGAUAUCUCUCCACGCCCUCCACGACAACGCUAGGUCCAAUCAUCUAUUCUCUAUUUACUUCGUUUUCAUUAAUUUCCCCAUACAUUCAUUCCAAUCAUCUAUUCUUUAUUUAUUUCAUUUAAAUGAUCUUCCAUUGGUUUCCCCAUACAUUCAUUCUUCUUUCAUAAACAGAGUGAUUGCGUCGUUCGCAGUGGACUUUGCCUCCAAGCCGGGCAUCGAAGUCACACUGGCGGCCAUCCCCGACCACCGCCUUGUACAUCCGCCCACAUGGACGUCCAUGGCGACGCACAUCGAGUCGUUUUAUGACCGCUUGAUCUCCAACCACGGUGUGUUGGCGUCCACGGGCGGCUCGCUCCUGUUUGACAUUACCGACGUCGUUCGAGCGGCCACUGCCCAAAGCGAGAGCUUGGCCAAGCAAGCUGGCGACGCCGACCUCGCCACAUCUCCUUCCACCGUCGCCUUCUCGAUUCAAGUGGCCGAGGACGGCGACGUGCGUCUCGCCGCGGGGGCUCGCAAAAAUGGGGAAUAUGCGACACCGUCUGAGUCGUUUCUCAUCCGGCGCCGCCGUCCGACUCUGUCUGUGGAGGACCUGGGGCUGCCUGUGCUCCAGUCGAUUGGGCGUUUUCGGUACGCAGUGUGGGACCUCAAGGGCGAGCUCAUCUCAAUCAUCCAGCACGAACGCCGCAGUCGCGACGGUAGUAUUCCUUCCUCCUCCGUCUGUGACGUGGUAACACUAUAUGUGACACGGGGACGACUGGAUGGAUGUAGCGGCCGAGAGCGUCCAGGAUCGCCUUGUGGUCGGCGCGGUGCUCACCAACGCCUUGUGGGUCGGGGCGGCGCUGUACCAAGUGCUGUACGUGCGGCGGUUGCUGGCUCGGGGGUAGAUGGAUGGAAGAUAUAAACCAAGUCUUGACAAAUAGAAAGAUACAAUUCAAUUGGGU
Aphanomyces astaci is the source of this 1488-nucleotide messenger RNA. RefSeq lists its product as hypothetical. The record is from RefSeq and is a predicted model, not a curated record. NCBI's taxonomy places the organism in Eukaryota, Oomycota, Saprolegniomycetes, Saprolegniales, Verrucalvaceae. The transcript has 8 exons. The coding region runs from base 6 to 1448 and encodes 480 amino acids.